This is a messenger RNA of Phlebotomus argentipes, 1705 nucleotides long. RefSeq names its product nucleolar complex protein 4 homolog A. Gene Ontology annotation, cellular component: nucleolus; Noc4p-Nop14p complex; small-subunit processome. The transcript is spliced from 5 exons. Bases 88 to 1632 code for a protein of 514 amino acids. The record is from RefSeq and is a predicted model, not a curated record. Lineage: Eukaryota; Metazoa; Arthropoda; Insecta; Diptera; Psychodidae. Gene Ontology annotation, biological process: ribosome biogenesis.
GUUCGUCAGACUUGUCUGAGGAGUUGUCCGCAGUGCGGACACUCUGACGUCGGCUUUGGCUCUUCUCGACAUGUGUUGAGACUGAAAAUGUCGGACGGCAGUGUGAUUAGUGCUCUCCCGAAUAAAUUGCUUAGCAAGCAGUUAAAAAGGAAAGCGAGUGAUUUUCUGUGCUCUCGAAAGAACGCCAAUAAUCUAGUGGAUAUUAUACAAUGUCUAAAGAAGUCAAUUGGCGACCAAAAUGCCUCUCCAAUCAUCCCGAGCAUCCUGGCCCUGGAGACAAUAUUCACGGAGCUGCUGAGGAGUCGGUCGAUGAUGAUCGAAGUGCAGCCGCUGAAGCCAAAAGAAAACACACCGGAGAUUCAGUAUCGGACGUGGCUGCAGGAUUGCUACGCCGAAACAUAUGAAUUCAUCCUCAAGUGCUUGUGCGUGGACAGAGAGUCGGAUGCUAUCCAGGCUCUCGCCACGGCGAUGAAUCUCUUGUCUCUCGAGGGCAAGUUUCCGAUAGACUACGUCACGGACGUGGCGUCUUACUUUCCCUGCUCGAAGCUCCAGAGCAUUCUGCAGUGCCUCCUGUCCAGCGAGAGGGCGAACGCGCACCUCAUCAGCCGCUUUCAGGAGUUCACGGCCUAUCACGACGUCCUGCAGAACGCGUGGAAGGUUCUGCCCAGACUCACGCCACGCGGGCAGGCGCCUAAUGAGACGUUCAUGAUCAACUACUUGGACCUCGCCAACGUGAUGGCCAUCCAGAGCGCCGACCAGGAGCAAAUUAGUCUUUUCUGUGAUAAUUCAGGCGAGAGUGGCAAGGCAACAUUCGAUUACCAGGCAAUCCGGAAGAAUGUCAACAAAUCCUGGGCCUGCGUCAUGCACUGGCAGCACACAGCGGCCACGCACCAGAAGGUGCUGACGGUGCUGCUGGAGAGGAUCUUGCCGCACCUGGACAAGCCUCUCGCUCUCACUGACUUUCUCAUGGACUCGCUCGACGUCGGAGGUGCCAUCAGCUUACUCGCGUUCCAGGGCGUGUUCACGCUCAUCCAAGAGCACAAUCUCACGUAUCCCUUCAUUUACGAGAAGCUCUACUCCAUGUUCGAGCCGGAGAUCUUCCACACCAAAUUCAAGGCGCGCCUCUUCUACUUGGCCGACCUGUUCCUCAGCUCAACGCACCUGCCCGAGGCGCUCGUGGCGGCCUUCGUGAAGCGCCUGGCACGCCUGACUCUAGUCGCUCCGCCGCAGGACAUCGUCAUCUGCCUGUACUUCAUAGGGAACCUGAUUGUUCGCCAUCCGGGCCUCAAGCGCCUCAUCUGCCACCCGAACGGCGGUCAGGUGCUGCGCGAUCCCUUCAUCAUGGACGAGUGCGACCCAACCAAAUCCAACGCCAUCGAGAGUUCGCUGUGGGAAGUGGCGACACUGCAGAGCCACGGCAUUCCCUCGAUUGCCACAGCGGCCAAAUUCAUAUCGAAUCCACUGCCGACCAUCGAAUGGGACUUGACACAAGUGCUCGGCGUCACGGAGGAUGAUCUCUUCGAUCAGGCUAUAAAGAAGAGCUCCAAAGCUGCUUUCCUCACAUUCGACAGGCCAACAGCAAUGUUCGUACCAAGAGGCGACAAGACGCAGGAGUUUUGGAAGUUAUUUUAACUAGGAAUCUAUUGUAAUUUGUUACCCAACAUUUUUUCUGAAAUAAUUAUGUCUGAUCAACGUAUCGAUCGAA